Danio rerio (zebrafish) is the source of this 1139-nucleotide messenger RNA. Lineage: Eukaryota; Metazoa; Chordata; Actinopteri; Cypriniformes; Danionidae. The record is from RefSeq and is a predicted model, not a curated record.
AUAUUGAUUUAUUUUCUUAAUCUUUAAAAUUGCUUUAUAUGUCUUUACAUUAUCAUUUAACUUGCUCUGAUUCAUGUGUUCAGUGUAAACACAUCAGUUUAUUAAUGUGAACGAUGCAACUUCGAAAUGUUUUGUUUGUAAAUAUGCAGAAGUGGCCUUUGAACCCUUUGUUGUUUGCGGGUGACGUCAGAGAUAGAGAGAGAGGGAGAGAGAGAGAGAGACGCGUGUGUGAGUGAGUGAUUCUGCUGCACAGACAGACAAAGGCGGCGGACCGGAGGAACCGACAGAAAGCGCUCUAAGAGUCUCCAGACUUCCACGCGUGAAAACCCGCAGAAAACCAUGAGCAGAUCCCGGGUGCGAGCGGUGCCGAGGCGGGACGAGUGAUCCGAGCCGCGCUGGAGCUCCAGUUUGACCGCGAAUGCUUUAAAAGCGACUCUUUUUCUCCAACGCCCCCCAAAAACAGUUAGCAGCUAGCGGUUAGCCGUCCCCUCCACCAGCCUCAUCCUCCAGAAAACUGCGGAAAACAGCAGCCGGCGGCGCGGGAGCACACACGAAAGCACAGUCUGCUGGGUGUCUGAUGCGCACGCGGGGUCGACUAUGCCGAGUCCCCUGUUUCACCCUGACAUCAUGGAGCACGAGAGCGGGCAGAGCGGCGGCGGCGCCCGGGAGAUGGAGCAGGAUCCCCGGGAUGAGGAGCACCAGGAGGCGCUGCGCUUCGCCCUGGACCAGCUGUCCCGCAUGGCGCUGGAGAAGGUGGAGUGUCUGGACGGGAGCUCGGCUGGGGAGAGCUGUAACGGAGGAGGGGGUUUCGUGGACCUGCAGAUGAUGGAGCACAGCAGCGGCUCGCGGGAGUCACCCGGCUCAUGCUCGCCCUCUCCUGAGUACUACGGCUCUGGGGGUGGAGGUGGUGGUGGAGGAUAUCACAUGGCCGGGCCGCACUCCUCCAUCCUCGGGGAACAAAGCUCGGUGCUCCGCAAGAGAAGUGUCAACAUGACCGAGUGCGUGCCCGUGCCCUCCUCUGAGCAUGUGGCGGAGAUCGUCGGUAGACAAGGUACUGACUUAAAUAGUGACAACAAUUGAUUGUAAACAAUCUGUACAUGUUAUGAACUAAUAAAUGCAAUGCAGGGUUCAGAAUCUCA